Dicentrarchus labrax (European seabass) is the source of this 3136-nucleotide messenger RNA. It is a transcript of the gene stac, whose product is annotated as SH3 and cysteine rich domain. The coding region runs from base 393 to 1733 and encodes 446 amino acids. NCBI's taxonomy places the organism in Eukaryota, Metazoa, Chordata, Actinopteri, Moronidae. Gene Ontology annotation, cellular component: extrinsic component of cytoplasmic side of plasma membrane. Gene Ontology annotation, molecular function: transmembrane transporter binding. The record is from RefSeq and is a predicted model, not a curated record. Gene Ontology annotation, biological process: skeletal muscle contraction; positive regulation of protein localization to plasma membrane; positive regulation of voltage-gated calcium channel activity. The transcript is spliced from 12 exons.
CGCCCAUCUGAGUAUUGGCAGUGUGAGGCGCACGGCGCGCAGCGUGGACUUGGAGAUGUCUUGGCAGCGUUACGCACGACGACACGAUAAACGCGAAAGCCUCCUUUAAGAAGGACAGGACACAGUGAAGCUGAACCGGACUGGCGUUCAACUUUUCUGAUUUUGGAAAAGCACUUCUUUCGCAGUCUUCCUUUAAGACAGUUUUCUUAUCUUUUUCCCUGUCGGUUGAUGAGCCUCAGACCUUCCCUUCACAGCAGCAGCGGGUCUGGAUGACUUCUCCUAUCCUCGGGACACGGUGACUAUAGAGGAAUGGGGACGAUAUAAACAGAUUGGGGAGAAAAAACUGUACAGAGCAACAGUUUUUUUUUUUUGAGAGAUCCCAAAAAGAGAGGAUGAUCCCACCGGCCAACAUGAUUCAGGACGAAAGUGGGGGCAAAGAGGACGAACGGGACCAGAAUGAGACACCCAAAUCCCCGACGGCGAACGCCAGCCAGCAGGAAACCAAGAAUACUGUGAGGCCUGAACAUCACAAGCGCAAGCUGCAGAGACUCAAGCGCUCUUUGUCCUUCAAGACCAAGAGCAUUCGCAGCAAGAGCGCAGACAACUUUUUCCGAACAAGCAGCGACAACAAGACAGAACUGCUCUCUGACGUGAGCAGCAGCACGGGCCAUCUCUGCAACAUCGGGAUGGCCCCACCGCACACCACCAACCUCCCCAUCCCUCCGGUCCCUCCAGCCAUCCCCUGCGCUCCUCCCCCCACAUCGCGCUCCCAGUCUCGCAACCCACUGCAGGUAGACUCAGCAGGACACUGCUUCAUGGAGCACAUCUUCAAGAAGCCCACAUUCUGUGACGUCUGCAACCACAUGAUCGUAGGUACAACAGCCAAGCAUGUGGUGUUCUUGGCGGGAAACACGGCAAAGCACGGGCUCCGUUGCAAAGCCUGCAAAAUGAGCCUUCACCACAAAUGUGAGAAUGGAGUGGGACAGCAGCGCUGCAUGGGCAAACUGCCAAAAGGCUUUCGGCGAUACUACAGCUCUCCAUUACUGAUCCAGGAACAGUAUGGCUGCAUCAAAGAAGUCAUGCCUAUUGCCUGUGGCAAUAAGGUGGACCCAGUGUAUGAAGCCUUGAGGUUUGGGACGUCGUUGGCACAGAAGGCCAAGAGGGCCAGCGGCUCUGAGUCUCCACACAGAAACUCGACCAGUGACUUGGAUAAAGUUCCAGAGGAAGUGGUGGCUCACAGCAGUAGGCAGGAGCUGUCGAGAAAACACAGUGAUGAUGUUUUCACAGUCAUUGAGAACGGGACAGAGCACUACCACCAGCCGGAGAGAAAACCUGACGAUUUGCCGUUGGACCAGAGCCAGCUAGAGAAAGACGUCCUCAAGCUCAACACCUAUGUGGCCUUGCACAGCUUCACUGCCCAAGAUAGCCAUGACCUAGAGAUGAGAGCUGGAGACAGAAUCUUAUUGGCGGAUGACUCCAAUGACGAUUGGUGGAAGGGGGUAAUUGAGGACAGGAUCGGUUUCUUCCCAGCAGCCUUUGCUCACCUGGUGCAGGCUGGGGACCAAGUGUUCAGGUGUAACAGGACAUUCAUUGGCUGUAAGGAACAAGGCCAAAUCACCCUGAAGGAGGGACAGAUCUGUGUGAGCAGCGAGGGCGAACGCAGCGGCUUCAUCAGAGUGGCAAGUGGAAAGAAGAGAGGCUUCGUGCCCUGUGACGUUCUGGAAAUCAUCUGAGUGAAAUAAAACACUCAGAGAAAUGAAGAGAGAGAGAGAUAAAGAGAGAGAGAGAGAGAGAGAGAGAGAGAGAGAGAGAGAGAGAGAGAGAGGUAAGAUCAGCCGUCUGGUGGUCAGUAAACUGAACCUACAAAAUGGCUACGAGACACCUGUGAGGGACAUCGCCUCAUCAGAAAUUUGGAGCUCUGAGUCUCUGUACCUUCCUCACUCCCUGUAAACACACAAGAGAUGCUGAGACGACAGAUUGUUUGUUGUUUGCAGGGAGACAGGAGAUCUGUUUCACUGGAUUUGAAUUAAUUUAUAGAGCCGAUGUGUGUGCGUUUUUACCCCUAUUAGUUUUAUUCUUUUACAAGCUUUUUAUGUUUUGAAAGUGGAGCUGCUGGGUGGCUGUUUAAGCCAAAGAAAAAUGAAACCCUUAAACACUUUAGUUUAGAUCCUCGUGCUUUUUACAUUAUGUUCCAAGAAAAAAAAGAGCUUUUAAUGCAAGUUAGUCAGCAAUAGAACCAACUCCCUGACAUGAGAAAGUGAUGAAAAUUGGACUUGAAUAAACCACGUAUACAUUCAAAUAAGAACUUUUACUUUCUUUGAACCCUCUAAUCAGAAGAACACUUUCUGUAUAGCCUCUAGCGUACAGUACAGACCGUGACAGAACUAAAACGCAGGUGAGAAACAGUGGAUGCAACAAAGAGAUGUGGGCGAGUAUUUUCAGAGGAUCAAUCAAAGACUUCAGAAACUCUCAGUGGUCCUUCUGAAAUAUCGCCCUCAUACUCCCUCGGUUUACUCAUCGCAAUCCAGGGUUUUACUUAAUGAUGACAGUAAUGCACAUUUGUAUCAUCACUUGAAUCAGAAACUCUAAAAAAAAUCUGUGUAUCACACAAAAGUUGUUGUUUACCAAAUUUAACAUUUUGCAUUGUCUCUAUGUUACAGAACCUAUAAGAUUUAUCUUUUAAAGCUUAAAAAAAUGUUUUGGUUGUUUUAUCAAAUGGUUUAAUUUUCUCUCUUUUCGUCAAAGAUUUCACAGCUUCAUUGCUAUUAAAUAGAAGUGAAUGAGAAGGUACAGCUACUAUAUGAUCAGGAUGUUAAUGAUUUAAUGAUCUGAGCUAAUGUGAACACAAUGGCGCCUGUAAGACAAUGAAACAUGUAAGACAAUGAUACAUUUCUGGUUAGCGUGUUAACUUUAAAUGUAAUCACUCUUGUGUGUCGUCUUUCUCGGCGCGGACUGUUUCGAACAGCACGUCUCGUUCAGAUUCUAGUCAAGUGCAAAGGUGUUGCAUAAUAGUAGAUAUAGUAUAUCUCUUACAGGUUGUUCUGCACUGAAACUUGGCUUUAAUGAAUGUCCAAGAAUUCUAUAUUGUACAUACUGUACAUACAAGAUUAAAAUUUCUUCUUUAUCACAACCAAAA